Molecule: messenger RNA, 4785 nt
Organism: Trifolium pratense (red clover)
Lineage: Eukaryota; Viridiplantae; Streptophyta; Magnoliopsida; Fabales; Fabaceae
Exons: 9
Coding region: 1-4785 (1594 amino acids)
Biological process (GO): DNA repair; telomere maintenance
Molecular function (GO): DNA helicase activity
Source: RefSeq, a predicted model, not a curated record
AUGGAGAAAAACAGAAAUCAACUCUCAAGGGAACAACAACGGCAAAUACGGGCAGCAUAUGAAAGGAAAAGAAAGGAAAGAAUGAACAACGAACAAACACAGGAACGGUUGUUCAGAAGGCGGGAAAAUUAUAAGAAACAAAAAGAAAGACGAACAAAUGUCAAUAUAUCAAAUAAUCUUCAGCCUAGGGUGCCUUCUCAACAUUUCACAAUUAUGAACUUUCCAAGAUCUCACUUUCAGGGAACCCAUGACCACGAAGCUGGACCAAGUAACGUUACACGUAUAAAUGAUGCUACACUUGGUGGUAGUGUUCCGUCAAAUUUACAAGAAACUCAUGACAAUGAAGAAGCAUCAAGUGGAAUAGAUAUUAAUGACAUUGUACAUGAUAGUAUGGAAUUUGAUGAAAAUUUUGACGAAGCUCAAAUACUUGAAGUGGCUUUAGAAGGCGCCGCUAAUGUUACAUCGUCACGCCAUCGUCGUCAAGGUCGUAGUGUUCCGUCAAAUUUUCAAGAAACUGAUGACAAUGAAGCAGCAUCAAGCGGAAUAGAUAUUAAUGACAUUGUACAUGAUAGUAUGGAAUUUGAUGAAACUCAAAUACUUGAAGUGGCUUUAGAAGGCGCCGCUAAUGUUACAUCGUCACGCCGUCGUCGUCAAGCUUCGUGGGGAAAUUACCGAGCCAGACACAAUGCUGCGAGAAAUUUUCAAAGUAAUGCCAGAAUGACAACAUGUCAAUUACCUCCCCCAACAUCAUGCAGACAUUGCAAUGCAAGGUUAUUUUACCAUGAAUCACGUGCCAUGUGCUGUAAUGGUGGAAAUGUGUCAUUUUCAAUAGUUAGUGCUCCUAUAGAAUUGCUACAACUAUUUUUAGAUGGUUCUGCUGACGGAAUUCAUUUUAGACAACAUAUUAGAAGUUACAACCAUGUGUUUUCAUUCACUUCAAUUGGUGUACAUGUCGAUGAAAGUAUACUUUCAACUGGUCGUGGAAUAUACACAUUUCGUGCUCAAGGCUCUUUUUAUCACAACAUAGGAGGUUUUUAUCCAAAUGAAGGUAGUAGACCGAGAUACAUGCAGUUAUAUAUCUAUGAUACAGAACAUGAGCUACAAAAUAGGAUGAUGGAGAAUCCUGAACUACAUCAGACUGUAGUUUAUAAACUACAACAGAUGCUCCAUCAAUACAAUCCUUAUGUAAGAAAGUUCAAACAACUUGCACAACUUCCAAAUGUUGGUGAAUGUCGACUCCUACUUAAAGAGCGUCCAAUUAACCAGCCUCAAUAUAAUCUCCCAUCUGCUUCGCAAGUCGCGGCAAUUAUUGUUGGUGGAGAUGAUGAAUCUAUUGAAAGUGGAAGGGAUAUAAAUGCCAUACGUCAUAAUGGAACUCUAAAGAAGGUUCUGGAAACAAAAGGGUAUUAUGAUCCCCUACAAUAUCCUUUAUUGUUACCUUUUGGGACGCAAGGUUGGGACAUCAACACAAGAAGCAGAAAUGGGCAAAAAGUAACAUGUCGAGAAUAUUACUGUUACAUGCUUCAGAUUCGACCAAAUGAUCAAUCAAUAUUAUUAAAGGCGGGAAGACUUUUACAACAAUAUGUUGUAGACAAUUAUGUGAAGAUUGAAUCAGGGAAGUUGAGGUGGUACCGGCAACACCAAAAAGAUAUACGUGCUGAAGUAUACCAAGGUUUGCAAGAUGCUUUGCAUGUUGGAGAAAUCCAUGCAGAAAAUGUCGGAAAAAGAACAAUAUUGCCAUCAUCAUUUAUUGGCGGUCGUCGUGAUAUGACACAGCGUUAUGAAGAUGGCAUGGCUAUUGUGCUUAAAGACGGUAAACCGGAUAUUUUUCUUACUAUGACAUGCAAUCCUUCUUGGAGUGAGAUAACAUCAGAACUUCUACCUUUUCAAACUCCUCAAGAUCGUCCAGAUUUGCUAACAAGAAUUUUUCGUUCCAAAUUUGAGCAAUUAAAAGACGAUGUCAUCAACAAAGGGGUAUUAGGAAAGGUUAAAAGUUACAUGUAUGUAACUGAAUUUCAAAAACGAGGAUUGCCGCAUGUCCAUAUGUUGUUAGUCUUAGAAAGUAAUGACAAAUUACGUGAUCCAGAAGAGUACGAUAGUGUUGUCAGGGCUGAAAUACCUAAAUUAGAAUGUGAACCACAUUUACAUCAAGCAGUACUGAAACAUAUGAUCCAUGGACCUUGCGGUAGACUCAACAAAAACUCUCCAUGUAUGAAGGAUGGACAAUGUAAAAAAAAAUAUCCAAAAGAGUUCUUAGAUGAAACCCGUCGAGGCAACGACUCUUAUCCACAAUAUAGAAGAAGGUUUCACGAACCUAUUUCUAUAAAUAGAGAUAAGUCUGUCGAUAAUAGUUGGGUGGUUCCAUAUAAUCCUUGGUUGUUGUUAAAAUAUGAUUGCCACAUCAAUGUCGAGGUUUGCAGUAGCAUUAAAAGCAUAAAAUAUUUGUAUAAAUAUGUCUACAAAGGCCCUGAUAGAGUGGAAAUGGAGGUUCAUAGACGAUCAAAUAUCGAUGAGAUUCAACAAUAUGUGGAUGCAAGAUGGAUAUGUGCUCCUGAGGCAAUUUGGAAAAUAUUUCGAUUCACCCUUUACAGAUUAUAUCCCUCUGUUGAAAGAUUACAGAUCCAUUUGCCCAAUCGUCAACAAGUGCGAUAUUAUGAUCACCAAAGGAUUGCAGAUGUGCUCAAUGAUGAGCGUAACUCCAAAACAAUGCUGACACAAUUCUUUGCACUUAACCGAAGAGAUCCACAAUCAAGAACUUAUUUGUAUAGACAGAUUCCAGAGCAUUACUGCUGGAGCGGUAAGGAUAAGGAAUGGAAACGAAGACGUUCAUCAAGAAAGGUUAUUGGGAGAAUCUAUACAGUUUCGCCUUCAGAAGGAGAAAAGUUUUACCUGCGAGUAUUGUUAUCUCAUGUAAAAGGUCCAACCAGUUGGGAAGAUCUUCUUACAAAUAAUGGCAUUCCCUUCAAUACUUUCAAAAAAGCUGCGGAGGAUCGAGGAUUUCUAGAGACUGAUAGUAGUAUUCGAGAUUGUUUGGUUGAUGCAACAUGUGUCCGACUGCCAUAUGCUAUAAGGAUGUUGUUUGCACAUAUAUUAAUUUUUUGUGAACCUACAGAUGUUAGAUCCCUUUGGAAUGAGUUUUUCACGCACAUGACAGAAGAUUAUCAAACUAAUAACAAUGUCGUGGGGUUAAACUUAACUCAUAGGUUGUUGAAAGAUUUGAAUGAGCUCUUAGAAAUACACGGUAAAAGCACUGAAGAUUAUGAUCUUCCGUCUUUACCUACAGAUGCAACAGAAGAAAAUACAAUACCAAGUGUUAUACAAGAAGAGUUAUCCGUACACAUCCCAGCUGAAGACAUUCAAGCUGUUUCAAAAUUAAAUAACGACCAAAUGAAUGCUUUCAAAACCAUUAUGGAUGUCAUCGAACGCAAACAAAGUCAGGUAUUUUUUAUUGAUGGUCCAGGUGGAACAGGUAAAACAUUCCUUUAUCGAACAUUGACGGCAACUUUGAGAAGUAGAGGACAAAUUGUCCUAGCGACUGCAUCUUCUGGUAUAGCUGCAACAUUAUUACCUGGUGGUCGAACCGCACACUCCAGAUUUAAGCUACCUUUUGAAGCAACGCCAGGUUCCUAUUGCGAUAUACGCAAACAAACCCAUCUUGCAAAUCUCUUAAGAGUGGCAGCUGCAAUCAUUUGGGAUGAAGCUCCAAUGACAAACCGAUAUUGCUUAGAAGCCUUAGACAAAUCAUUGAAGGAUGUAUUAAACAACAAUGCUCCAUUUGGUGGAAAAGUUAUGAUCAUGGGUGGAGACUUUCGCCAAGUUCUUCCUGUUAUACCUAAAGGUACUAAGGCACAAACGAUUUCUGCAUGUAUCAUCAAGUCUCAAUUAUGGGCUCAUACCAAGGUCCUACGUUUGCGUCAGAAUAUGCGAUCGAUGCAUGAUCAUGAGUUUGCAUCAUUUCUUAUGCGUAUUGGUGAUGGAGUUGAACCUACCAAACCUGAUGAUAUGGUGAAGAUACCUCCCCAAAUUGCAAUACCAUGGGAAGGAGAACAUUCUAUACAAGUUCUUAUCGACCAUAUUUUCCCCCAAUUAGAAUUGCAUGGUUGGGAUGCAUCGUAUAUGACACAAAGAGCCAUACUUACACCUAAAAACGAUGACGUCCAAAAGUUGAAUGAUAUACUUAUCAACCAGUUUCCAGGAGAAGAACAUAAUUUGUUGUCAUUCGACGAGGUUGAAGGGGACACCCACAACUUAUAUCAACAGGAAUUCUUAAACUCCAUUAACCAGGGUGGUUUACCUCCGCAUAUUUUAAAAUUAAAAAAAGGUGCACCACUUAUGUUGUUGCGGAAUCUUGACCCUAGAUAUGGCCUGUGUAACGGGACACGGUUAUUAUGUCGUGGUUUGUUUAUGAACAUGUUGGAUGUCGAGAUUCUAACAGGAAGCAAUGCUGGAAAAAGAGCUUUUUUGCCAAGAAUUAAAUCAAAAACAUCAGCAAGUUCAGGUCUUCCCUUUGUGCUUAGCAGAAAACAGUUUCCUGUGAGACUAAGUUUUGCAAUAACCAUAAAUAAGUCACAAGGACAAACCAUUCCAAAUGUCGGAAUCUAUCUUCCGAGCCAUGUUUUCAGUCAUGGCCAGCUAUAUGUGGCUUUAUCUAGAGGUGUUUCACAAAAUUCAACAAAGCUACUCAUCAGAGAUGGCAAACUACAAGGUGAAGAUGGAGAGUUUACAAAAAAUGUAGUUUUUAAAAACAUUCUUUUAUCACAAACACAGAUUGUUAUAGAUUAUUAA